Molecule: messenger RNA, 2022 nt
Organism: Vanessa tameamea
Lineage: Eukaryota; Metazoa; Arthropoda; Insecta; Lepidoptera; Nymphalidae
Gene: OAR2
Product: octopamine receptor beta-2R
Exons: 7
Coding region: 587-1747 (386 amino acids)
Biological process (GO): adenylate cyclase-activating adrenergic receptor signaling pathway
Cellular component (GO): plasma membrane
Molecular function (GO): octopamine receptor activity
Source: RefSeq, a predicted model, not a curated record
GGACCGCCGUGGCGUGUGUACGUCUCACGUAGCCGUGCAAUAAAAUGGAUGAGUAAAAUUCGAUUGUCGCAAGAUGAUUACACUAUUUUCGUCGCACGAUCUCAAACGCUUAAGUGUAUUAUGAAUUAAUGGUGACAGUGGGGAAUUUCAUCGGAUGUUCGAGUGUGUGUCAGUGUUCUAUCUAAAAGAUUUUUUUUAAAUCGUGAUAAUAUUAAAUCGACGGAGACCGAAUACGAACAUCAAUACAUCAGCGCUACGACUGACGCUUGGAAGUUUGCGAUUUUAUCCAAGCAUCUACUUCGAAUAUCAGAAUAUAUCAUGGAAGGAUGCGAAGACUAGAUUGAAGAAGAUGAAAAAAUGAAGUUCUAUAGCUGAAAAUGUAUGUGAAAAGAAUAGUGGAAAUAACAUCCGAGACCGUUAAGAAGAAAAGGAUGGAGAACUUGACGAAUUACCAGAAUAUAAUAAAUCAAUAGAUGAUCUAGUUAGAAUGAUCAUUGAAGAUAAAUAUAUUGUACGGAGUGAGGUAGUUUUUGAUAAUGAAACUGAAGUGAACAAAGACAAGCGAGAAAGUUAAAGACUGCCCCUUAUGGAUCAAGUAAACGUUACCCGGAACGAGACCAGCAACGCGACGGGCGUGGAAGAUUCAGAAUGGACCCAAGCGGUUAUGUUCAAGCUGCGAACAGCCGUGCUGUUGCUCAUCGUGAUAAUGGCUGUGCUUGGAAACCUCCUCGUCAUCGUCAGUGUUAUGCGACACAGAAAACUUCGCGUCAUAACAAAUUACUUCGUUGUAUCUUUGGCGUUUGCUGAUAUUCUCGUCGCUAUGGUCGUAAUGCCUUUUAAUUUUAGCGUCCAGUUUUACAAUGAAUGGAUCUUUGGUCCUGUUAUCUGUGACCUUUGGAACUCUUCAGAUGUUUAUUUCACAUCGACUUCAAUUUUGCAUCUGUGUUGCAUAUCAGUGGACAGAUAUUACGCUAUAGUAAAACCUCUCAAAUAUCCCAUUAAGAUGACAAAAAAGAUGGCGUUUGUCAUGUUAGCAGCGACAUGGCUCAGUCCCAUAACAAUAUCCUACGCCCCAAUUUUCAUGGGCUGGUACACCACCAGCGAAUACAUGAGAACCAGGGAGUUAAAUCAAUGUGAAUUUAAAGUGAACAAACCAUACGCUGUCAUAUCCAGUUCAAUAUCUUUCUGGAUACCAUGCACUAUCAUGAUAUUCACCUAUCUCGCUAUCUUCAAAGAAGCAAAUCGCCAGGAGAAAGCUCUUCACGCGAGAGCUGGUAACGCAAUGCUCAUGCAUCGUCAUUCGAGGGAAGUUGGUGACAAAAACGGCGCAUUGCAUAUCAACGCCACGACUCCCACCAAAGACAGGAAUAUCCUGAAAAUGAAAAGAGAACACAAAGCAGCUAGGACUUUGGGUAUAAUUAUGGGCGCUUUCAUCCUCUGCUGGUUACCGUUCUUCUUGUUCUAUCUGUCGACGUCUUUGUGUGAUUCGUGUACAUAUCCAGAGGUUGUGACUGUGAUCAUGUUUUGGACUGGUUAUUUUAAUUCAGCCUUAAAUCCGAUCAUUUACGCGUAUUUCAACAGAGACUUUCGUAAUGCGUUCAAGAAUACAUUGGCAUGCGCGUUUUGUAGCUUCUGUCGGCGCGGUGCGUCUGACUCAGAUGCUUUGGAACGAUUGGAUAGACGGGGAUCCGCUCAGCUAAGAGUACCUAUCCCAUCAAGGAGGGCAUCAGAUCUCGCGUCCCUUUGAAUAUCGCCGAACUAUGAUCAAGUGACAGCCGUUUGACAGGCCUAGUGUUUCAACGAAAUAUGAUGUACAUAUUCCGAUUAAUGACUGAAUUUUGAACUUUAUAUCGAUUGUUGUAAAUAUCGAUUAAAUAAAUGUCUAUAAUAAAGUUAAUAGUGAAUUGACUAUCGUCUUGUAUUUAAUAUGCAUGAAUCUCAAAGAUUAUUUAUUUUUGAAAUAUAAUUUCAGUUGUGUUGGGUUUUCUAAUAUUUCUUAUAAUAGUUAGAAGGUAAUAUAUA